Messenger RNA from Caenorhabditis bovis, 612 nucleotides. The record is from the annotation of a GenBank genome assembly. NCBI's taxonomy places the organism in Eukaryota, Metazoa, Nematoda, Chromadorea, Rhabditida, Rhabditidae.
AUGACCGAUACUAAAACCCAAAAUGCAAUUUCGUUGAAGGGAUCGGCACAACUAGUCAAAGAGUUCUUUCACUAUGGCUUGAAUAGCAUUAUGUACCAACGGGCAUUAUACCCAUCGGAUACAUUCAAAAGGGAAAAACGUUAUGGAUUAACACUUCUUGUAACCAAUGACAAAAAGCUUCAAGCGUUUCUUGAACCUCUACUUCAACAAGUUGAAUACUGGCUUUCCAAGAAAAAACUUAAAAGGCUUGUAAUGGUCAUCUCAGAAGUCAAAACGAAGGAAGUCGUAGAGCGGUGGCAAUUCGACAUUCACACAGAAGACGUCGAUGAAGAAGGAGAGAACGCGACUCGUCAGAAGGACGAGAAGAAGAUCCGUCAAGAGAUCAGCGAUGUUCUCAGACAAAUAACCGCAUCGGUCUCAUUUUUGCCUUUGCUCGAAGAGCCGGUGUCAUUCGAUGUGUUGAUCUACACCGGAAAAGACACUGAAGCGCCGGAAGAUUGGACAGAAAGCGGUGCGUGUCUCAUCGAAAACUCGGAAUCUGUUCAACUUCGCUCUUUUUCGACUUCGGUUCAUGCUGUCAAUACUAAUGUGCAGUACAAAGCGGAUUUGUAA